AUAUUGCUAAUGAGAAUGUGGAUAUUUUUUAAUUGCUGCUGUCUUCAUAGGUACAACAGAAAAUUAGAAGAAGCUAAAAAUAUUGGGAUAAAGAAAGCUAUUACAGCCAACAUUUCAAUGGGAAUUGCCUUCCUACUGAUAUAUGCCUCAUAUGCACUGGCAUUCUGGUAUGGGACCUCUUUGAUCCUCUCUAAUGAAUACAGUAUUGGACAAGUACUCACUGUCUUUUUUUCAAUAUUAAUGGGAGCUUACAGUAUUGGACAAGCAUCACCAAACAUUGCAGCUUUUGCUAAUGCAAGAGGUGCAGCCUGUGAAAUCUUCAGGAUAAUUGAUAAUAAUCCAACUAUUGACAGCUAUUCGAUGAAUGGCCAUAAACCAGAUAAUAUUAAAGGAAACUUAGAGUUCAAAAAUGUUCAUUUCACUUACCCAUCUCGGAAAGAGGUCAAGAUUUUGAAGGGCCUCAAUCUCAAGGUUUACAGUGGACAAACAGUAGCCUUGGUUGGAAACAGUGGCUGUGGAAAAAGUACAACUAUUCAAUUGAUACAGAGAUUAUAUGAUCCCACAGAAGGCAUGGUCACCAUUGAUGGACAGGAUAUUCGAACCCUAAACGUAAGAUAUCUGCGGGAAAUUACUGGAGUUGUGAGUCAAGAACCAGUACUCUUUGCAACUACAAUUGCUGAAAACAUUCGCUAUGGCCGUGAAGAUGUCACCAUGGAAGAGAUUGAAAAAGCUGUCAAGGAAGCCAAUGCCUAUGACUUUAUCAUGAAACUUCCUCAUAAAUUUGAUACUUUGGUUGGAGAAAGGGGAGCCCAGCUGAGUGGAGGUCAGAAGCAGAGAAUAGCAAUUGCCCGAGCUCUGGUUCGGAAUCCCAAGAUCCUUCUGCUUGAUGAGGCAACAUCAGCCUUAGACACGGAAAGUGAAGCCGUUGUACAAGUGGCACUGGAUAAGGCAAGAGAAGGACGCACCACUAUUGUGAUAGCCCAUCGUUUGUCUACAGUCCGUAAUGCAGAUAUUAUAGCUGGCUUUGAGGGCGGCGUAAUUGUGGAGCAAGGAAACCAUGAUGAAUUAAUGAAACAGGAAGGUGUUUACUUCAAACUUGUUACCAUGCAGACAACAGGAAAUCAGAUUGAAUCAGAGGGCGAUUCAGAUGGAGUGAAAAACAAAAUAAAUACCUCAGAACCAGCUACAAAAGGUUUUGAAUCCAGGAACCUAAAAAGACGAUCAAGUCUCAAGUGUCAAGAAGACACAAAAUCUCUGAUUUCCCACAGUCUUUUUCUGAAUGGUUUAAUAUUCACAAGAUGGGAAAAAUAUCGUAGGACCCAAGAUUUAGUGCUAGAGAAGAUCUUAGAGAAAGUUGAUGACCAAAAUGUCAAGACGCUUAACGUCCAGUGGCUCCGGGCUCAGCUUGGCAUUGUGUCCCAGGAGCCCAUCUUGUUCAACUGCAGCAUUGCAGAGAACAUCGCCUAUGGAAACAACAGUCGGGAGGUAUCACAGGAAGAAAUUGUGAACGCAGCCAAAGCUGCCAAUAUCCAUCCUUUCAUUGAAACAUUACCCAGACUCUUUAGAGAACCUCGGAAUCAGGCAAAGUCGUUGGUCUUAGGACAGAGAAGUGAAAGAGACAGGAGAGUCAUCACGUGGAUAGUCCGGAGUCUGGAGCCUGGAGCUUUUGUGGCUGAGAGUGGCUUCCAAGAGCUGCAGCUUAAAUAUCCCAGCACUACUACAUCACCACACCACAAAGAACAUCACAUCACCACAUUACCCUAA
Sarcophilus harrisii (Tasmanian devil) is the source of this 1764-nucleotide messenger RNA. RefSeq names its product ATP-dependent translocase ABCB1-like. Gene Ontology annotation, biological process: transmembrane transport. Lineage: Eukaryota; Metazoa; Chordata; Mammalia; Dasyuromorphia; Dasyuridae. Gene Ontology annotation, molecular function: ATP hydrolysis activity; ATP binding; ABC-type transporter activity. Bases 10 to 1764 code for a protein of 584 amino acids. The record is from RefSeq and is a predicted model, not a curated record. The transcript is spliced from 10 exons. Gene Ontology annotation, cellular component: membrane.